UUUUUUGCCUGUGUGUGACAUUUGAAAAUGAAAAUAUUCCAAAAACAUAUAUAAUUAUAGUUCUGUUUCAAUUCGAACUUUUUUUUUGUUGUUGUUGUUGGUAGAAAAGAGAAAAAGUAACAAUAUUCUGUUGUGUUGUUGCUGGCGUUUUCUCUCUCCCAACUCGAACUCUAUCUCUUUUCCUCUCGUUAUUUAUUCAUGUGUCGUUCGUAUAAACCGAUUCAGCAGUCAAGGAAAGAAGAGUACUGUCGUCGUGUUCUGAGUUUCUAGACUUCGUUUUCACUUUUUCCACACAAAAAACUUAAUUUUAUCGAAUAAAAAAUAUUUCAUAAAAACCCAAAAUUUGUUUAAAAAAAAUAGUGUUGAUUGGAGGAUACAUUCGUUCAUCAGCAAAUAACUUAAAAGAGCUUAACAGAAAAUAAUAACUCAACCGAUUUUGUUAAAAAAAAAAAAUAUAAAAAAUGACAGAUUCAAUGAAAUUUGGACCAGAAUGGCUUCGUAAUAUGGCAACUGAUAUGACAAACAAUCAAAAUUCUGGUGGCGGUGGCAGUGGUAUUGGUGGUGGUGGUGGUGGCGGUGGUAGUUCAUCAACAUCAUCAGCAUCAUCAACAAAUUCAAAUAACAAUGGCACAAACAAUAGUUAUCAGUUUGGGCAGCAACACCAAAACAUGCAACAACACCAGCAAAUACCACAAUUACAACAAGUGCGUGGACUAUUUCCAGAAUUUCGAUAUGGCCGGGAAGAAAUGUUGUCAUUAUUCAAUAAAAAUUGUACAAUGCCAGAAAUAUUACCAUCGUUUAAAAAGUUAUUUAUCGAUAAGGUUCAAUAUCCGUUGGCUUUAACGCCAAGUACGGAGGAAGAGAUAUUUACAUCAAUCGCACCAACGCCUACGCAGCGUCCGCAGUGGCUGCAGCGUAGCCCAGUUGCAUUCAAUGCUGCACCGCGAGGCACUGGGCGUGGUGGAUCGGUAGACCGUGGUCGAAUGCGAGGCAAGUCAAUUUACCACCCAAUAUUUCCACGACCAACACCAAUGUUCGAGGAUGAUGCGCGGAACCUUAAGCCUGAAAGAGGAUGGACCGAACGUAAUGGUGGCGCAGGUGAUGGUUCUUCAGUUGGUGUUCCUGAUUGGACUGUUUCACCGUCAUCGUCACCAAGAAAAGACUUCUCCAGUCAUCCAGCAAGAAAUUUAGAAAAUUGGCGUCGUAGUCGUCACGAUGAAGAGGGGAGUGGUAGUGUGGGUGGUAGUGGUCCACCAAUUGGCGGAGGCGUUAAUAGUGGCCUUGUAAAUAGUGGCAGUGGUACUGGUGGCGAUGGUUGGCGAGGAUCAGGGACGAAUAAUUUUGGCAACAAUCGUUGGGGUCGGUCAACCAGCUGGCGAGAUGAUGAUGGAGGGAAUGGUGUUGUCGAUGCUAAUGCUUAUAAUAUACCCCAAAUGCAAAGGUCCUAUUCGACAAUUGGAACCACUGAAAGAACUUAUUUCUCUGGACUAUCGAAAAGUUCCUCUUUAACAUCGGCAACUGGUGGUGGAGGUGGCAGUCUUACUGGCGACGGUUCUAAACCAAGCAGCAACAACCGCCAUCAUCACCAAAAUUCAAAUUUAAAUCAUCAAUGGGACACUGAAGACAUGUUACCGGAAUGGGCAAUGGAAAAUCCCACCGAUAGCGGUGGGACAUUUGAUGCUAGCGGAGCUUUUCAUGGUUCCUUAGAUGAAGAUGAAGAAAAACGUCGUCUACGUGGUGGUGGAGGCGGAGCAGGAAGCGGUUGUUCGUCGACUACUUCUAGUUCUUCUGGUUCCAAUCGGAAGAAGUCAAACGAAGAUGAUCUAAAUAAAAGGUCUUUUGACAAAAAGCAACUACACAAGGAGGACCAGCAGGCCGAUGGUGAAAUGCUGAACAAUAAAAACUCCAAAGAAAGUGAUAUUGCCGAACAACAACGAGCAUUCAAUGAUGAUAAUUUGCCAGAAAAAACCCAGAUAAGUGAGCAUCAUUCUGCUGAGGAAAAUAUUUCGACCUCAAAUAAACUAGAAACUAGUGUUGGUGAAGAGAAUUUAUCAGAAACUCCGCCAUCGAUAAACAGCAGAACCUCUCCAUCUCAGCUUAUUACGCAGAACACUUCGACACCAAACUCCACUGCAAAUAGUUCUUUAUUACAACAGUCAUCGCAUAAGAUUCCAUUGACCGAAUUAUCUGAUCGAAUGCAGGAAGUUGCUGACGAUAUGGUCGAAAAAUUAAUCAUGGACGACGACAAUGAUUCAACUCAAGGACCAAAGGACCAAAAACCUAUAUGUUCGACAAAUAGUUCAACUAAUGCUCCAGCCAAAGUGGCUCCACAAAACGUUGCUGUACUUUCCUCGCCACAAGUGGUAUCAAAUGCUUCCAAAGUAGCUGCCAUGUAUAAGAAUCAAGCUCUGAAUAAUAAGCCGAUGUUCCUUCCAGUAGUUGACCCGAUUUUGCAACAGCAUCAUUUGCAACAACAACAAGCAGCUGCAGUUGCUGCAGCAGCAGCAGUAAGUGCUCCCCCACCUGGAACCCGAAUGUUGCCACCACCCAUAACAAAACCUAACAACGAGUUGUGGUAUUAUCGUGAUCCGCAAUCCAAAGUUCAGGGUCCCUUCACAGCUAUGGAAAUGAUCGAGUGGUAUAGGGCUGGAUAUUUUGAUGAGAAUUUGUAUGUGCGCCGCAUGUGCGACAGCAGAUUUGCAGCACUGGGUGAUUUGAUCAAGUUAUGUGGUCAAAUGCCAUUCCAAUCAUCGCAUUUGAUUCCACCAUUGCAGGCCGCAGAAAUGCCCUCCAUGUCAAACCCUAUUCCAAUAAUUCCUCUUCCAACUCAUGAAGCUGCUUCGCACCAACUUCAGAAAGAAGCUCCGCCAAGUGCUGGGAUGGUAAAUGGUCCUAAUAGCAGUGAUCUGAAGGGAAGUGUUACUGCCACUGCUGAUGCACUUAGUGGCGCUGUUAAGAAUAUGAUAAAUCCCAUGGAUGUAUCGCACAUGUUGAAUGUACAUUUUCAAAUGCUCCAAGAGCAAUAUAUUCGACAUCAAGAGAUGGUCGUAUUGGCUGAAUUCUCGACGAAGGAGUCAUUUAAUCGUCUGCCACCGAAUGAAAAAACCGCAAUUGUCAGACAAAAAGUACACAUGCUUGGUUUGCCAGAGCAUUUGACGAGUUUCACUGGGCUUAGUAACUCGCUGGCAUCAUUGAAUCCUGCUGCAGGAAAUCAAUUGUACGAUGUUAUUGCGGAAUGCUCCAAGAAAGAUUCUUAUGGAAUGUCUCCGCUUGAGGCACAAUUACAACAAUUUCAGCAACAACACAUACAACAUCAGCAACAACAGCAACAACAACAGCAGCAACAACAGCAACAACAGCAGCAGCAACAACAGCAACAACAACAACAACAGCAGCAGCAUCAGCAGCAACAACAACAGCAGCAGCAGGUACAACAUCAACAGCAAGUACAACAGCAGCAAGUUCAACAGCAGCAGCAAGUUCAACAGCAGCAACAAGCACAAACGUUCCUAGAGCAGGAUGAUUACCUUCAGCAACAACAACAGCAACAACAACAAUUUCAGAAUGUUUCCUAUAGAGCUGCUUAUACACAAAUCGAUGGAUCUGGCAGCAGUGCUCCUGGUGAAGAACAGCUUAACGCUGACAUAUUGAAUGAAUUAAAUCUGCGUAUGAUGUUACGACAAGGUAGUCUUAGAACUGGGCGGGUACAAGCCCCACAUCCUCCACCAAAUGAUUUUGGGUCAGAAAUGCUCGCUCGUGGAGGUCCACAAGUAAUGGCAGGCUCGGUAGUUAAUAUGAUUCCACAAUGGCCACAGCACAUGAUGCCACAUGGACAAAUUCCUCAGCAACCAUCUCAGCAGCAGCCGACCCCACAGCAACAACCUCCAACGGUUGUUCCAAAUCAAUGGCCAAUUUUAGCAGGUCCCGCUGCUGUAGCACAACAACAGCAGCUCCAGGCGACAGUAGUGGGUAAGCCUCCUGUCACCUUGUGGGCUAAUGCUGAUCCUGGUAACCAACAAUUGUUGAUGCAACAACAGCAACAAACACAACCACAGCCAACACAACACGUGGAUGUUAUGCACCCUAAGAUGGAAAAUAAUUUUGUGCCAAUGCAGCAGCAACCGCAACCACAACAACAGCAGCCCUUGCAACCAUCUCUUUCACAGCAGCAAUCCCAGCAGCAGCAGCAAAAUCAAGAUUCAAAUAGCAACAUCGUCAUGGGAAAACUCAAGGAAGAGGAAAUGUUAGUCGAAGAAAAUGCUAAUGUCCCUAUUGCUGCAAUCUCAUCGACCAGUCAUCCCAUAGAGGCUAAGGUAGUUGUAUUUGAAAACAACAACAGCCAAAACAAGAAUAAAAAUAACGAUAAAUUGAAAUCCCAUCAAGAGGAGGCCCAUAUUACUGCUAAACAACAAACGCAACAGCCAUUAGUUGCGGGUGGAAAUCAAGCAAUUGCUCCGCAGAACAACAACAAACGCAACGGUAAACAACAAAAGUCGACAAAUGAUAAACUAGUUGAUUCCUUAAACAAAAAUAAGCAACAGGCAUCGCAGAUGGUUGCUGCUCUUACUGAAGAGGAACGUCGCAAAGAAGCCGCCGAGGAGAAGCGCAAACAAAAAGAAGAAAAGAAACGUCAACAACAAGAGGAUGAAAAGAAGCGAUUGCAAUUAGCCGAAGAAGAGAAACGUCGCCAAGCCUCUGAGGAGAAGGAGCGACAGAAGGAAAUCCACGCUCAUCGCCGUAAGGCAAUGCUUAGCAGUGCUAGUGGUGGAUCGAGUUCUAAUUUGACUGCUAACGGUAAGCCAAGUUCCGGCGUAUCAGGACCUGGCAUUGCAAUGUCAAAACAGGAACGCAUGCAGACUUCUGUAGCCCCGUGGUCCACAAAUACUCAUGCCACAACUGCAUCUGUACCCGGACCGAGCUUGGUUGAGAUCCAAAAAGCCGAACGUCGUGAAAGACGCGCUGACCAACAGCGCUUAAUGGAGCUAAUGGACAAGCAAAUGCGCAUAGCCGCAGCAGCUGAAGCAUCGGACAACGUACUCAAGUGGAAUGCAGCACCUGUUGCUGUAAAGUCACUUGCAGAAAUUCAAGCAGAAGAAGCCAAACGUUUGGCUUCUGAUCAAGCUGCAAAUGCUGAGAUGCAACGUCGUAAGGAACAAGAACAAGCUAGUUCCACAGCUACUAAUAAUAAUUCCUCUUCAAAUCCAUUUGCUAUGAUUUGGAGUUCUAAGGUUUGGGGCUCUACUAACAGUACCUCCGGCUUCUGGGAAGAACCCGUUAAAUUCCCUAACAAUUCAUUGUCAUCAACAGUAGCUCCUACAUCCUCAUCAGUUGUUAAGGCUGUUGGACAUAACUCGAAUGUUAUCAACAAACAGAAUGUCUCUAAUUCAGCAUCUGCUGUAGCAAAUACAUCAUCGUCUUCAGCAGCAUCUACUGGCGGUCGUAAUUUGAGCAAAAGUCAAACUGUCUCAAACAUGGUUAAUACGUCAUCGUCAACUUGGACAAAUAUUAAUGUGUCUAAUAAUAAUUCGGGCAACAAUUCGAAGCAACAAAAUGUUGCAGCCAACAAACAACAACAAGGAAAUAGCAAUACAAACGACAGAAGCAAACAAAAGGGUAAUAACAAAAGUAUUACUGGAUCAGCCAGUUCGUCCAAUAUUCCGUCGUCGUCGCAAAAUCCUGUACCAUCGACCAAUGUUGCCAAUAACCAUGUCAAUAAAAACGAUGACUUCCGCAGUGAAUUUAACGGUUGGUGUAUAAAGACUUUGAACAACAUGAAUACCAAAGUUGAUGUCCCAACUUUUGUUACUUUUCUACAAGACUUGGAGUCACCUUUUGAAGUAAAGGAUUAUGUUCGAAUGUAUUUAGGCGAGAGCAAAGAAUUCACUGAAUUUGCUAAACAAUUUUUAGAACGAAGGAGCAAAUACAAAAAUUUGCAACGAGCACAAAACGCACACAUUGAUGACAUGUGCAAGCCAGCACCGGCCAUUAAUCCGUCCGGUAAUGACUCUUUUGAUAAUAAGGGAAAACAGAAAAAAAUAAAAAAAAGUAAAAUGACCAAACUGGAUGCUCGUAUUCUUGGAUUUUCGGUAACUGCAGCAGAAGGUCGAAUUAAUGUUGGAGAUCGUGAUUAUGGUGAUAAUCCAUAAAAACCCUUAAGAAUGAAUAAAAACGGAGCGGAACGGAAAUAAAAUAUUCAAAAACACUCAUACUUGAAAAAUAAAAAAAAAAAAAUGAUU
Molecule: messenger RNA, 6236 nt
Organism: Episyrphus balteatus (marmalade hoverfly)
Lineage: Eukaryota; Metazoa; Arthropoda; Insecta; Diptera; Syrphidae
Gene: Gyf
Product: GIGYF family protein Gyf
Exons: 8
Coding region: 462-6146 (1894 amino acids)
Molecular function (GO): protein binding
Source: RefSeq, a predicted model, not a curated record